CGUAACAGAAAAUGACAUCCAUCAUCAAAUUACAUGCCAUUUCCGGCGCAAUGGACGAAUCGCCGCCUUGCUAUAUUCUCCAAGUGGAUGAAGUUCGCUUUCUGCUGGAUUGCGGCUGGGAUGAAAAAUUCGACCAAAAUUUUAUCAAAGAAUUGAAAAAGUAUGUCCACACUAUUGAUGCGGUGCUAUUAUCCUACCCAGAUGGACUUCACCUCGGAGCGCUACCCUAUUUGGUCGGAAAGCUUGGAUUGAAUUGCCCCAUUUACGCCACUAUUCCGGUGUAUAAAAUGGGUCAAAUGUUUAUGUACGACCUAUUUAUGUCUCAUUACAACAUGUACGACUUUGAUCUGUUUACACUGGACGACGUCGACGCGGCUUUCGAUAGAAUCAUUCAACUUAAAUACAACCAAAGCGUUUCGUUGAAAGGUAAAGGCUAUGGCAUUACAAUAACCCCUCUCCCAGCUGGUCAUUUGAUUGGCGGAACAAUUUGGAAAGUCGUCAAGGUGGGCGAGGAGGACAUCGUUUACGCAACAGAUUUUAAUCAUAAAAAAGAAAGACAUUUGAACGGCUGCGAACUAGAAAAGCUGCAGCGACCGUCUCUGUUGAUAGUUGACGCUUACAAUGCACGCUAUCAACAAGCAAGACGACGAGCGCGGGAUGAGAAGUUUAUGACGAACAUUCUGCAAACACUUAGAAACAAUGGAAAUGUCCUUGUGACUGUAGAUACCGCUGGGCGUGUGCUCGAACUCGCGCAUAUGUUAGAUCAACUGUGGAAAAACAAGGAAUCCGGAUUGAUGGCUUACUCUUUGGCACUACUGAAUAAUGUGAGUUAUAAUGUGGUUGAAUUCGCCAAAAGCCAAAUCGAAUGGAUGAGCGACAAACUGAUGAAAAGCUUUGAAGGAGCGCGAAAUAAUCCCUUUCAGUUCAAGCAUCUAAGAUUGUGUCAUACAAUGGCAGAUUUGGCGAAGGUGCCUAGUCCAAAGGUAGUCUUGGCCAGUUCAUCAGACAUGGAAAGUGGGUUUUCACGAGAACUUUUUGUCCAAUGGGCCAAUAAUGUAAAUAACAGUGUGAUAAUUACAAGUAGAUCAUCGCCAGGUACACUUGCCAGGGAUUUGAUUGACAAUGGUGGUAACGGUCGAAAGAUAGAACUCGAUGUUCGACGUAGAAUUGAGCUGGAAGGAGCCGAGUUGGAUGAGUACAUGAGAACCGAGGGUGAAAAGCAUAGCCGGUCGAUUAUCAAAAGUGACAUGGAUUUAGACAGCAGUUCCGACUCUGAGGAUGAACUAGAAAUGAGUGUGAUCACUGGUAAACACGACAUAGUAGUUCGACCGGAAGGUCGUUCUCAUACCGGUUUUUUUAAAUCAAGUAAGAAACAAUAUGCCAUGUUUCCAUUCCACGAGGAAAAAAUUAAAUUCGACGAAUAUGGUGAGAUAAUACAACCAGAUGAUUACCGAAUGGUGGACGCGGGUCCUGACGGUGCAGGCGAAGAUAAUAAGGAAAAUUACCAGAUCAAGCCAGAGGACAUUAAGAAGGAAAAGGACAGUGAACUAACAGUAUUAGACAAACCAACCAAGUGCAUCAGUAGUCGUAAACUAGUGGAAGUAAAUGCUCAGGUUCAAUUCAUUGAUUUUGAAGGACGUUCGGAUGGAGAAUCUUUGCUGAAGAUUCUAUCUCAGCUGCGGCCGCGCCGUGUGGUGGUUGUACGUGGUUCACCUUCAAAUACCUCUCAUAUUGGAGAACACUGUCAGUUGAAUAUAGGUGCCCGAGUGUUUAGUCCUGCUCGGGGAGAGGUGAUUGAUGCCACCACAGAAACGCACAUCUACCAAGUUCGACUGACGGAAGCGCUCGUUUCUCAGCUCGAAUUCCAGAAGGGUAAAGAUGCCGAACUAUCUUGGAUUGAUGCACAGAUUGUCGUGAGGAAUAAGCAAUUUAGUGCUGAGACAGAGCAAGAUGUAAAUGCAGCAUUGAGUGGGCCGCUUAGUGGUACUACGAAUAAUGCUACUACAAACAAUGCAAUCGCAGCUGCUGCUGCUGCCGCCUCAGAUGCUCCGAUGGAUGUUGACCAGUUGGAUGGAUUGGAGGAUAAAAGCGACAAGCAGAUACUGACAUUGGAGCCGCUAAAGAAUGAUGAACUGCCUGCUCACAAUUCGGUCUUCAUUAACGAAUUAAAGUUGAUCGAUUUCCGACAGGUGCUGAUGCGGGCGAACAUCAACUCGGAGGUUUCAGGAGGUGUGUUGUGGUGCAGUAAUGGAACAUUGGCUCUGAAGCGUGUCGACACCGGAAAGGUGACAAUAGAAGGAUGCCUGUCGGAGGAUUACUACAAAAUUCGAGACCUACUCUAUGAACAGUACGCCAUAGUGUAGACACAACUGAAUCGAUUAUUUUA
This is a messenger RNA of Sabethes cyaneus, 2386 nucleotides long. RefSeq names its product probable cleavage and polyadenylation specificity factor subunit 2 (gene CPSF2). The record is from RefSeq and is a predicted model, not a curated record. Gene Ontology annotation, molecular function: RNA binding. The transcript is spliced from 2 exons. Bases 12 to 2363 code for a protein of 783 amino acids. Gene Ontology annotation, cellular component: mRNA cleavage and polyadenylation specificity factor complex. Gene Ontology annotation, biological process: mRNA 3'-end processing by stem-loop binding and cleavage. NCBI's taxonomy places the organism in Eukaryota, Metazoa, Arthropoda, Insecta, Diptera, Culicidae.